Aaosphaeria arxii CBS 175.79 is the source of this 1156-nucleotide messenger RNA. RefSeq lists its product as uncharacterized. Lineage: Eukaryota; Fungi; Ascomycota; Dothideomycetes; Pleosporales. Bases 210 to 1103 code for a protein of 297 amino acids. The transcript has 2 exons. The record is from RefSeq and is a predicted model, not a curated record.
GAAGCCAUAAACCACAUAGCUUGCAAUAAAUCGGAGUAAUCGUUCUCCAUAGUUAUUGGUUAUCAGGUAGACUAUUUCUCCUUCUUUUUUGGGUCUUUGGAUUAUUGUUGCGCGUCAAUCGCGUGUAGUGUUGUUUUGCCAGGCUUACCCAUUACAACUAGAUCUGGGAAACCCAGCAACGUCAAGCUUGUUAGACAAGUAACACAACGAUGGCAUCCUGGGCAGAGGCCACCGCGGUCGAGAAGGUCGAUACAAAGACAUAUACAUGCAACCUGAGGGAUGACUGGUGUAUAGGCUCUGUCCCUAACGGCGGCUAUGUCACUGGCUGUAUAUUGGAAGUCGUCGCCCUGCACUUCAGCACUGCAUUGGCAAAACAGAAUCAACCCCAUACUAUUGCUCUCCAUGUCGAGUUCUUGCGUAGGACCCAAGCUGGGCCAGCCACAUUCAGGGUGGAUGACGUGAAGCUGGGUCGGCAAACUUCCAUUGUGCAUGUCCAUAUGUCACAAGAAGGUCGCGAGGAAGUGCUCGCAUAUGUAACAAACUCGAAUGUCGAUACCGAAACGGGAGUCACCUUCGAUACUGGGUACACGUUGACUCCACCGCCUCCGACAGUCGACCUGGCCAAGCUCGCAGAUGACAAGGACGAGAACUGGUUCCGACAGCAGAAGAUGCCAUUUUCAAACUUCCGAAAAGCUUCCCAAAAGGUCCGGUGGCAUUUUCCUCGCAAUGGACAUGUCAAGAGCAGCAUAGCCGACGAAUGGCUCUACUUUGCGGACGGUUCCAACUUCACCAACAGCAGCAUUGGUUUUGUAGCAGACAUGUUCCCUCAGAUCGUCGAGUCAUAUCGUGACAAGAGCCAAGGACCAUUCUGGUACCCAACGUUACUACUGAACCUGGACAUCAAGAAGAGUCUUCCCCCGGAGGGCGUGAAAUGGCUGGCUGUACGCGUGCAAUUGAAGCAGGUCAAGAAUGGCCGAAUGGAUCUGGAUGUGCAUGUGCUUGAUGACCAGGGGGAACUUGUUGCUUUAAGCCACCAUGUCGGCUUCGUGCUCGAUGCAGCACGAAACACGGCCGAGAGGAAGAAACCAGAUACCAAGAUAUAGAUACCUAGACAUUGUAAAGAUUCUGUUGUAAUACAUUUGAUUGGUGGCAGUUG